Leptinotarsa decemlineata (Colorado potato beetle) is the source of this 2007-nucleotide messenger RNA. Its product is annotated as ionotropic receptor 75a. Gene Ontology annotation, cellular component: membrane. The record is from RefSeq and is a predicted model, not a curated record. Gene Ontology annotation, molecular function: ligand-gated monoatomic ion channel activity. Lineage: Eukaryota; Metazoa; Arthropoda; Insecta; Coleoptera; Chrysomelidae.
AUGCCUAACAGAUUCAUCUACCGGGACCUGGACCUCUACAUCCACUACGUAGACGCAUACAUGAGAAAGCACACCGAAAACGUAUUCGAAAGAAUACGAACACACGCCUGUCCAGCGCUGCGUGACUUACAUGAAGCGUUCAACAGGGAUGACUCCAGAUUUCGCGAAGGGGAUGAACACAUGAGGCCCACGAAGCAGAACCAACGACCACCUUCGAGAGUCGCUCCGAGAUAUGUGAUUAUAAUUAAUUCAUUAUUGUUUGGCCUUCUUAACUAUGUUGAUGAUCAAAUUGGUUUCAGCUUAGAAAUGCAAAUCACAAACUCAUGGGGUUAUAUCCAAGAUAAUGGUCGGUUUGACGGAUUGGUGAGCUUGCUUGAAAGGAGGUUGGUGGAUUUUGGUAGUUCUCCCCUUUUAUUCAAAUUAGAUAGAAUGCCUUAUGUGGAUUAUAGUUAUGGAAACUGGAUUUUGAGAUCAACUUUCAUAUAUCGUAGGCCGAAGAUUACUCAGAAAUCUUACGAAAUAUUUUUGAGACCUCUGGAAAAGGAUGUUUGGAUAACCAUUAUGUUUCUAUUAGGGGCCAUUUUGAUCGUUUUAAAAAUGGCUUUCUCGAAUGAGAUGAAGGAGUUCAGAAAGGAACAUUUGGGAGUAGAUGCGUCAUGGAGUUUUUUAGUGCUGUUUACUUUAGGAGCAUUUUGCCAACAGGGUGCAACUUGUUAUCCAAGACUGUUCAGUAGCCGAAUACUGUCAGUAUUCGUUUUCCUCCUUUGUAUACUGGUUUAUCAAUUCUACUCAGCAAGUAUUGUCUCUUACUUGCUAUUAGAUCCUCCUCGAACAAUAUUUAACUUGAAAGACCUGCUUGAAAGCCAGUUACAAGUUGGGAUUGAAGAUAUUCUAAUUGACAGGAACUAUUUUUUGCAAACCACAGACCCAGAUGCUAUAAAUUUAUAUGAGAGUAAAAUCAAAGGCACCGCAAAUUCCUCUGGAUUUUACACACCCUCCGAAGGUCUUGAUUUAGUGAGGAAAGGAGGUUUUGCUUUCCACGUUGAAACGAGUACGGCUUAUCCAAUAAUAGAGGAAACUUACACGAAUCAAGAGAUUUGUGAAUUAGACGAAGUGCAGAUGUAUAGAACGCAACCUAUGCAUACCAACCUGCAGAAGGAUUCUCCGUUCAGGGAAAUGAUGAACUAUUGUAUGCUCAAACUGGUUGAAAAUGGGAACAUGGAUCGUUUGAGAAAACACUGGAAUUCAAGAAAGCCAACCUGCAUUCAGUCAGCUAAAAAACAAGAAAUUCAUGUCAGUUUAAGCGAGUUUUCGUGUCCCCCUUUAGCUCUAUGCUGUGGAAUACUUAUUUCUAUGAUAUUCCUAAUCAUUGAAGUCGCCCCUCAACAGAAAAAUCCUCUGCUGAAAGUCUUCAAGAAACCGAAAAAAAUGAAAACAAAAUCUAAGGUUUAUCCGUAUAUGGAGUGACUACAGUUCUAGACGGUGAAUAUUUUUAAACAUUUGUAGAAUGCUGGAUGUAGAUAUGCAUUGAAAAACAGUUGAACUAAAAAUAUUAAAUAUAUUUUGUUCACAUUUGCUUCAAGAAUAAAUCAUUCAUUCACUAAGGGUUUUUUUGUUUACCUAUAUACGCCUUACCUUUCAACUGAACAAUUGAAACAAUUCCUUUUUAUGCAAGUUACAGAAUGUAAUGGGUGCAUGUGAAUAAGUUCAUUAUGGACGUACUCUUAAUGAAAUUGGACGAUACUUCAUGAAAAUCGAUGAUAAUGAACAUUGUAAAAUUAUUCACACAGUUUACGAUACGGCAAAAGAUGUUCCACUGUACAAUUAAUUUUUCAAUAAGUUGUUAUUGGAUGUUCCAAAUAUUUUUCUAGGCGUUUCUUGCAGGCUCUGUAUGAUCUUGGAUCUUUUCUCACGCUCAAAUUAUGAUCGAUAUCCAGAUAAUUCAGUUCAUUUGGCGUAACUUUGGGCCAACUUUUAUUCUCCAGUAUGGGAUCACGGUUAGGGGUA